Sorex fumeus (smoky shrew) is the source of this 2636-nucleotide messenger RNA. RefSeq names its product leptin receptor overlapping transcript like 1 (gene LEPROTL1). Gene Ontology annotation, cellular component: endosome. The transcript has 4 exons. Lineage: Eukaryota; Metazoa; Chordata; Mammalia; Eulipotyphla; Soricidae. The record is from RefSeq and is a predicted model, not a curated record. Gene Ontology annotation, biological process: late endosome to vacuole transport via multivesicular body sorting pathway; negative regulation of growth hormone receptor signaling pathway. Bases 92 to 487 code for a protein of 131 amino acids.
GCCUCCGCCGCCGCCGCCGCGCGUCUCGGGGCUCCCGGCCGCCGCCGCCGCCGCCUCAGCCCUGGGAGCCGCCAGGAGCGACGUCCGCGCCAUGGCCGGCAUCAAAGCUUUGAUUAGUUUGUCCUUUGGAGGAGCUAUCGGGUUGAUGUUUUUGAUGCUUGGAUGUGCCCUUCCAAAAUACAACCAAUACUGGCCCCUCUUUGUUCUGUUUUUUUACAUCCUUUCACCUAUUCCAUACUGCAUAGCGAGAAGAUUAGUGGAUGAUACAGAUGCUAUGAGUAAUGCUUGUAAGGAACUUGCCAUAUUUCUUACAACAGGCAUUGUUGUCUCAGCUUUUGGACUCCCUAUUGUGUUUGCCAGAGCACAUCUGAUUGAGUGGGGAGCUUGUGCACUUGUUCUCACAGGAAAUACAGUCAUCUUUGCCACUAUACUAGGCUUUUUCCUGGUUUUUGGAAGCAGUGAUGACUUCAGCUGGCAGCAGUGGUAAAAGGACCUUCUGAACUACUGUCGAGUGGACUUCUAGGCAUUUGUCCGUCACCCAUGCACACAGGAGGUGGGGAAGCAGCCCUGAAUGGUGGAAGCAAGCCUCGCGGGGGUAUUCCGGUGCUCCCUUCUCAUUUUAUUGUAAGCGUACUAUUUUCACAGAGACUUGCUGAAGGAUUAAAAGGUUUUUUUCUCUUUUGGAAAAGCUUGAUUGAUUUCACACGUAACCAUAUGUGCUUUUUGUGGUGUCCUGCUGAAUUUAAAUAUUUAUGUGUUUUCCCUCUUCUUUUUAUUUAAAAGUCUAUAUGCAAUGUUAAACAUUUUUAAAAUGUAAUAAUCAUUUUGCAUUGGUUAGAAAUUAAAAAUUCUGCUGACUUAUAUUACGGGCCUAAGUUUAGUGUAUCUUUUCUCUCAAACUUAUUUAGCUGCCAUUAUUUCAGAAAGUUAUAAAGUGAGUUUUCAGUCAGUCAGGAUGAUACCACUCCCAAUUUUAUGCAAACAUGCAGACUGUUGCAUUCUUUAUAGACUAGAUACUCAGAACAAAGACCACUGCACUAUACCUCAGAGGGGCCGAGUAUUCAUUCCUCUACCCUCUACAAGGGUUGCUGGUUUUGCCAGUAAGUAGGAGUUUUGCGUAUUGAGAAUUAUUUUAAGAAAUUGCUACAGAAGAGUGCUUUUCUUCUGAAUUGUGAAAAUUUAUUGUUAAACUUUUAAGGGUGUAAAAAACAGAUUUUUGAGAUGGUUUUUAUUUAUGUUUAUUAUACGAUAGAGUGAGUUGUGUUGUGGGAAGAAAUGUUAAAAUCCAUUUUUGAAUCCUUUUUCUAUUUAUAAGUGAAAUUUUUGGAUUUCUCUCAGCCUUUCAUGUUUUACCAUGGGUAAAAUGGAUGUACAUGGAACUACUGCUGGUAAGGGAAAGCUGUAUAUUUGGGACAUAUAUGCCAGAAAGCCUUUCCCUGCUUUCUCCUUUAACUUAUUUUAUAUGUUGUAUAUAUUAAGUAAAAUAACUUUUCAAGUAUAGUUUAACAACACUUUAAAUUAGAAGUGUUGAAAUUACCUGGGACCUAAUUGCUAUGCCAUACAUCCAGAGUGCCCUGCCCCACGCAGCCUUGAGACGAUUAACAAGUGACUUGUUAGUCUUGCAGAUAAUUCAUGCAUUAACAAUUUAAGACUUAGACCAUGGUAAUUGUAGAUCUCUAUUCUCUAUGUUAUAUCAUAUGUAAUUUUAAAAUAUUGCAGACAAGUUUCCUGUAUACCUCAACUGUUUUGGUUUCAUCAUGAUAGACCUGCGGUUCCUUUUCUUUUUAAAUGGCAUUUAUUAUGUGAAUUAAUGCAAAGUAGCCAAAUCCAGCUGUAUAGCAACGUUAGAGACAGACCUGACCAAAAAAUUCUCAGUAACCAGGCAUGAUCAAAUGGUAGUAGUUAUGUGCUUCUCAUAGUUACCAGUACUUUCUUCAGAAACUAGUUAUAAAAAUCCUGAAGUUGGUCUGAGACUGUUUUGUUAGUAUUUGUUUUCCAAUAUACUUACAUAAAAAAUUGUUUUGCCUUCAGACAAAGCUGAGUAAUAAAACUGUCUUUGUUUCAUAAAGUUUGUUUCUCAAGAAAAUGGCAACAAAUUUUGGAUUUGUUUAACUUUUACUAACGACACCUAAAAGCCACAGUUUUUAUUGCUGAACCCUAAUUGUUCUUUUUGGCUGUGAUUGGAAGCAGAAUAAAUUUUCUGCAUGUGGCUGAAACAUUAACUCAUUAGGCAGAAAAUGGCUUACAGUGUUACAGUGUUCUAGACUUAGAGAGGGUAAAACGGAUAAACAGGACCAGAGCUGGGUCCCUGUGUCCUUGGGGCUCUGUGUGUAGAGAGAGGACUUUCCUCCGUCCUGCUCUGUGUUCUGCUAGAGCGUCAGCGCACUGCACUCCUGCUGUGCUGUUUCCUUGGCCGUAGACUCUUUCUGACCGCUGCAUAUUCUUUCUGUGCACUAACUGCAUUGGCAGCUUUGUGUUCUUAACCCUGUACACUAGUUGGGCAUAGUGCUGUCUAGGAUUUCUAGGCUGUUACUUGAGGUAUGAAUUUUCCAUAGAAUAUGCACUGAUACUGCAUUGCCAUUCUUCUAUGGAAAGAAAACUUUUGAUGCUGAAACAAUAAAGAUUUUAAGUAUCAA